Molecule: messenger RNA, 1979 nt
Organism: Zingiber officinale
Lineage: Eukaryota; Viridiplantae; Streptophyta; Magnoliopsida; Zingiberales; Zingiberaceae
Product: probable pectate lyase 8
Exons: 7
Coding region: 123-1493 (456 amino acids)
Molecular function (GO): pectate lyase activity
Source: RefSeq, a predicted model, not a curated record
CCUCGCCGAACCCUGCUCUUUUUGCCUUCCCUCUCUACUCCGCUUGCCUCGAGACGCUUUCCCUCUUCGAAGUGUAGAUCCGAGAGCAAACCAGAGGAGACGGAGAGAGGAAGGAAGCAAGAAUGAAGGUGGCGACGGUGAUGGAAUCACUGAGGUGGCCUCGCUUGCUGGCUCUCGGUUUUUUAGUUCUCGUCGCGUGGUUUGGAGUCGAUCAGAUCGCUGCCUCGAGGGGAGGGAUGGCGGCGACGGAGGCUGCCUUCACGAGGAGGAACUUGCGAGAAAUCGUAGUAGCUAACCAGUCUUCCAAAACAGUGGAGAGUGUUGGGCGAGAUGUGGUAAUGGGCGCGGUCGACGAUCCGGAAUUGGUCGCAGCAGAGGUGCACAGGAUGAUCAACGACAGCACGGCUCGUCGGGAGCUGGGCUACUUGUCAUGCGGGACAGGGAACCCCAUCGACGACUGCUGGCGUUGCGACCCGGAGUGGCACUUCCACCGCAAGCGCCUCGCUGACUGCGGCAUUGGCUUUGGCCGUAACGCCAUCGGCGGCCGCAAUGGCCGCUUCUACGUGGUGACCGACCCCAGGGACGACGACCCCAUCAACCCCCGCCCAGGCACCCUCCGCCACGCCGUCAUCCAGGACGAGCCGCUCUGGAUCGUCUUCAAGCGCGACAUGGUCAUCACCCUCUCUCAGGAGCUCAUCAUGAACAGUUUCAAGACUAUCGACGGCCGUGGCACCAACGUCCACAUCGCCAAUGGCGCUUGCAUCACCAUUCAGUUCGUCACCAAUAUUAUCAUCCACGGCCUCCAUAUCCACGACUGCAAGCCCACCGGCAACGCCAUGGUCCGCAGCUCCCCUUCUCACUACGGAUGGCGCACCAUGGCCGACGGUGACGGCGUCUCCAUCUUCGGUGCCAGCCACAUCUGGGUCGACCACAACUCCCUCUCCAACUGCGCCGACGGCCUCAUUGACGCCAUCAUGGGAUCCACCGCUAUCACCAUCUCCAACAACCAUUUAACCCACCAUAACGAGGUGAUGCUAUUGGGCCACAGCGAUUCUUAUGUCAGGGACAAGGCCAUGCAAGUAACCAUUGCCUUCAAUCACUUCGGAGAAGGCCUCAUCCAAAGAAUGCCCAGAUGCAGGCAUGGCUAUUUUCACGUAGUGAACAAUGACUACACUCACUGGGAGAUGUAUGCCAUCGGAGGAAGUGCCGAUCCCACCAUCAACAGCCAAGGCAACAGAUACCUUGCUCCGGCAAACCCAUUCGCCAAGGAGGUGACUAAGAGAGUGGAAACCGGUACAAAUGUGUGGAAGAAUUGGAACUGGAGAUCAGAGGGCGACCUCCUAUUAAACGGCGCCUACUUCACCCCUUCCGGUGCAGGUGCCUCGGCUAGUUAUGCCAAGGCCUCCAGUCUGGGGGCCAAGUCUUCCUCCAUGGUCGGCUCCAUCACCUCCGGUGCAGGUGCUCUGCGCUGCCUUCGGCGUUUCCACUGCUGAAUAUUUGAUUCAUCAGCAUAUCGUAACUACCUUACACACUCCAACUACCCUUCCACAACGUAAAAGUUUUUAAGAAAAACAAAACAAAAAAAAGGGAAAAAAAAAAGUAAUUAAGUCCAUUUGCAUUCGACUGUGUCGCAUAGUUUUCUCUUGUCUCACAGUCAUUCCACACCGGUCGCUUUUACCCUAAUCUCGACCUCCCCUAUUUCCAGCGUAAGCCAACGCUUGUGGAGUGGGUGGAAGCGUUGCUGAUUAUAAUUCCUUUACUCCUUUCUUUCCGUUGAUUCUUCGUCUGGCUUUAGUUGAGUCUCUAGCUCUGGAAGCUUCUUCCAUUUCUUGAAUAUUUGAAUGUUGGUUUUUUUGUUCUCUAGUUUCCAGGUUGUGUGACAUUAAAGUUUACGUUGUUCUCUUAGGUUGCUUGUAAAAGACAUGCAGUGUCAUAGCCACUGAAUGAAAUAUUUUGAAUGAUAAUAUUUAGUUGUUAUA